Aspergillus bombycis is the source of this 1719-nucleotide messenger RNA. RefSeq names its product putative tannase. Bases 1 to 1719 code for a protein of 572 amino acids. Lineage: Eukaryota; Fungi; Ascomycota; Eurotiomycetes; Eurotiales; Aspergillaceae. The record is from RefSeq and is a predicted model, not a curated record. The transcript has a single exon.
AUGAGGCCGGCACUUAACAUCCUCGCGGGAGCAGCCACGCUCACAGUGGCACAGGCUACUAGCCUCAGGGAUGUGUGCACGAAUAGCCAUGUCAAGUCAGCGCUGCCCUCCACUGAUGUCAUCAACGGUCUCGUGAUCGAUUCAUCAUCUAUUACCACCAAUGCUGUCUAUAAUGCUUCCACCCCCGGUGGUGACUACUUCCCAGCAGCAGCCGCAUAUGAUUUCUGCAAUGUCACUCUCACGUACGCCCACCCUGGACGUAACGACAAGGUUCAUCUUAAGCUAUGGAUGCCAGCUCCGGACCAGUUCCAAAACCGGUGGCUGUCGACUGGUGGAGGUGGUUUUGCGAUCAAUCACAACGAACAGCAGCUCCCGGGCGGUGUCCAAUAUGGCGCCGCAGCUGGCGUCACUGACGGAGGCUUCGGCAGCUUUUCAACCCAGUUUGACCAAGUAUUCCUUCUGGCCAAUGGCACGAUCAACUAUGAAGCACUUUAUAUGUUCGGAUACCAGGCGCACCAUGAGCUGAGCGUCAUCGGAAAGGCCCUGACUAAGAACUUCUACGGCACGGGUGAUGCAAAGCUGUAUGCCUAUUGGCAGGGAUGUUCCGAGGGUGGUCGCGAGGGAUUCAGCCAGGUGCAGCGAUUUCAGGAGUUCGACGGCGCCGUGAUCGGCGCCCCAGCCCUUCGCUAUGGUCAACAACAGACGAACCAUCUCUACGCAAACGUGGUUGAGCAUACUCUCAAGUACUACCCUCCGCCUUGUGAAUUAGAGAAGAUUGUAAAUUUGACCAUUGCGGCAUGCGAUCGACUGGACGGAAAGGCUGACGGCGUGGUGUCGCGGACCGACCUGUGCAAGCUGCACUUUGAUGCCAAUUCAACGAUUGGCGCACCCUACUCCUGCCCAGCCUCAACAACAACAACAACAACUCCUGCGCAGAAUGGAACUGUGUCUGCGCUCGGUGCCGCAGCAGCGAGGAAGAUGUUGGAUGGCCUUCGUACUCUUGACGGCCGUCGGGCCUAUAUCUUCUACCAGCCUUCCUCCACAUUUGACGAUGCGCAAACGAAGUACAACCCCGAAACCAAGAGGUUUGAACUAGACGUCACUGCCUACGGCGCUGAAUGGGUCCCCCGCUUCCUGCAGUUACAGAAUUACACUCUAUCCUCUUUGGAGAAUGUAACAUACGACACGUUAAAAGACUGGAUGGAACUUGGAUGGCAGCGCUACGAAGACGUCCUGCAGACCACAUGGCCUGACCUAACCUCCUUCAAGUCCGCGGGUGGGAAGGUGCUUCACUACCAUGGUGAAUCGGACCCAAGUAUUCCGGCUGGAUCCUCGGUACAUUACCAUGAGUCUGUCCGCAAGACCAUGUACCCCAAUAUGUCUUUCAAUGCAAGUAAUCAGGCGUUGAAUGAAUGGAACCGCUUAUUCCUGGUCCCCGGCGCCGCGCACUGCACCUCCAGUACCUAUCAACCCAAUGGUCCCUUCCCCCAGGCAACUCUCAAGACACUCAUUGCAUGGGUCGAGAACAAUAUUGUUCCUGAAACUUUGAAUGGUACGGUGCAGUCCGGUGACCACAAGGGUGAGCAGCAGCAGAUCUGUGCUUGGCCCUUGCGUCCCUUGUGGAAGGAGAAUGGCACGGUUAUGGACUGUGUAUACGAUCAGGCUUCCCUGGACACUUGGGACUAUGAUUUCGAUGCCUAUCGCAUCCCUCUGUACUAA